Messenger RNA from Dichotomopilus funicola, 2472 nucleotides. Its product is annotated as S-adenosylmethionine decarboxylase. Gene Ontology annotation, cellular component: cytosol. Gene Ontology annotation, molecular function: adenosylmethionine decarboxylase activity; 4 iron, 4 sulfur cluster binding; ATP-dependent FeS chaperone activity. The record is from RefSeq and is a predicted model, not a curated record. NCBI's taxonomy places the organism in Eukaryota, Fungi, Ascomycota, Sordariomycetes, Sordariales, Chaetomiaceae. Bases 1 to 2472 code for a protein of 823 amino acids. The transcript has 3 exons. Gene Ontology annotation, biological process: spermidine biosynthetic process; iron-sulfur cluster assembly.
AUGUCGCUCGCCAAAGUCAAGCACAUCGUUUUGGUGCUCUCCGGAAAAGGCGGAGUCGGCAAGUCAUCCGUCACCACCCAACUCGCGCUCUCCCUCUCCCUCGCCGGCCACUCCGUCGGCGUCCUCGAUGUCGACCUCACAGGCCCCUCCAUCCCGCGCAUGUUCGGAAUCGAGGAUGCAAAAGUCACCCAAGCCCCCGGCGGCUGGCUGCCCAUCACAGUCCACGAAGCCGACACAGAAACAGGGAUCGGCGCGUUACGGGUCAUGAGCCUCGGGUUCCUCCUCCCGCGACGAGGCGACGCCGUGGUAUGGCGCGGGCCGAAGAAGACGGCCAUGGUCCGCCAGUUUCUGUCCGACGUCUUCUGGGAUGAUCUCGACUACCUCCUGAUCGACACGCCGCCGGGCACAAGCGACGAACACAUUUCGCUCGCUGAGACGCUCCUGCAAAAGGCGCGGCCUGAACAGCUUGCCGGUGCUGUGGUCGUGACGACGCCGCAGGCUGUGGCUACGGCGGAUGUGAGGAAGGAACUUAAUUUUUGCACCAAGACCGGGAUACGGGUGCUGGGGAUUGUUGAGAACAUGAGUGGGUUUGUCUGCCCAAACUGCAGCGAGUGCACCAACAUCUUCAGCAGUGGAGGGGGCCGGGUCAUGGCGGAGGACUUUAAGGUUAAAUUUUUGGGCAACGUGCCCAUUGAUCCUCAGUUUCUGGUCCUUAUCGAAACAGGGAGAAGCCCAAGAUACCCCGAAGGGACCUCGGUCAAUGGCCAAGAUAUUUCGUCAAACGGCCACGAGCCCGCUGAGGGCGACGAGACACGCGACUCUGCGCUUCUAGUCCAGAAGUACAAGAGCUGCUCCUUGGCUCCAGUAUUUAAAAACAUAACGGAGGAUGUUCUCAAAGGAAUAGAGGAGAUAGCAAUGGCUCACCUCGAGACCCCCGUCUCCAACCUUUCUACAACCCCCGGCAGCCUCCAGCUUACCAUCAACCAUGAUGUGGCUGCAGACCUGGACUCGAGCAACGCCUUCGAAGGCCCGGAAAAGCUCCUCGAGGUUUGGUUUGCGCCAAGCCCAAGCACUCUGCCGGCUACUGCUCAGGAGAAUGGCCUGAAGGCGGUUACGCCCUCGACUUGGGAGACUAUGCUUGACAUGGUCAACUGCAAGGUGCUGUCGAUCGUCAAGUCCGACCACGUCGACGCCUACCUCCUCUCCGAGUCCAGCAUGUUCGUCUUCCCGCACAAAAUUAUCCUCAAGACGUGCGGCACCACUACCCUACUGCUCGGUCUGCGACGUAUGUUGCGCAUCGCAGCCGUCGAUGCCGGUUUCCCGUUCCACAACGCCGCAUCUCUCGAAGACAUCCACGUGGCCGCCACACCACACCGGGUCUUCUACAGCCGCAAGAACUUCCUCUUUCCAGACCGCCAGCAGGGACCUCACACCAGCUGGAAGGAAGAAGUCAAAUUCCUUGACGAAACCUUCGAGAAUGGGAGUGCCUACAUGGUCGGGCGGAUGAACGCGGACCACUGGUACUUGUACAUGACGAACCCCACCAGUGCAGCCCUAACACCGCCCCCGACGCCUGGUUCGAACAACGGGAGCAGUCCUACCGGCAUGAAGAGGAUCCCUACUGGCAGAGUAUCUCAUGUCAGCGAACCUGGCGAUGGACCUGCCGACGAAACGCUCGAGGUCCUAAUGAUGGAUCUCGACCCGGAGCUGGCGAAACAAUUCUACAUUGAACAAGCGACCGCGGCCGCGAACGAGCGGGUCCCAGCCCAAGCAGAGGAAGCCCGCCACGCUGCUCAGGAGUGUGUCGGUGAUAUCGAUGCGACAGUGGAUGUCUUCGAGAACAUCGCCGAGUCCGAUAUCCAGAAGGGUCCAGUGGCCGAGGGUAAAGCGGAUACCAUUGAAGCCACCACGGAAGGUCACGCCCUGGGAACCGUCGUCUCCGAAACCUGCGGUCUCGCCGGGAUCUACCCAACCUCCGUCUACCCCGACGCCCGCAUAGAUGCCUACCUCUUUCCCCCCUGUGGCUACUCCGCCAACGGUGUCGUCCCAGCCCCCGUAGCCACCACCCCCGCCAAUGCUCCCGACGAGACCGCCACCAAACUAGCCCACUACUGGACGGUCCACAUCACGCCCGAGCCCAUCUGCUCCUACGCCUCGUUCGAAACCAACGUCCCAAGCGGACAGAAUGGCCGCCAGACGUCUGACACUAUCGAGCACGUGGUCAAUAUCCUCAAGCCUGGCCGAUUCACAGUGACAUUUUUCGAGACGAAGAAUAAGACGGCGGACGAUGAGGACGGCGUGGCGCAGGUUGCGAACGGAGUUGGUGUGGACAAGACGAUGGAUCGGAUUAAUGGGUACCGAAGGAUGGACCGGAUCAUUCAUGAGUUUGAGGACUAUUAUUUGGUGUUUCGGUACUUUGAGCGUGAGGGGUGGGCGGGGAGCAAGCAAGCGCGCGUUGGGGAGGACUUUUAA